AUGAUGGAGCAGACUCUAGAUUCCUUAAUUCAGAUGUUCGAGUGGUUCAGUUUGCCCUCCAGCAACAUAUGUAGUAUGUACCUCCCAACAUUAACCCAUACACAAAUAUAUACACAUGUAUUUGUACGUGUCACUAAACCUCUUGCGUUUAUGGGAAUUCAUUUGGAGGACGUAGGAAAGGGGCAAAGGGGUUCCAACGAGAUCGCUUCCGGUCUUUACAAGUUUUUCACUUUUAGUGAAAUAGGAUACACUACAGAUAAAAAGCAAUUAAUUUUUUGGUCAGAUAACUGUGGUGGACAAAACAAGAACCAAGCUGUAGUGCUUAGUACUGGAAUUACUAAGACGAAUUCUGAGAAACUACAAGACAUGAUGGAGACACCUGUACCUUUAUCUGCCGAGAAAAAGAAAGACAUUGGUGCUAUGCCGCCGUAUUUAGCCGGAGAUAGCAAACCUAGAUGA
Pieris macdunnoughi is the source of this 459-nucleotide messenger RNA. The record is from the annotation of a GenBank genome assembly. Lineage: Eukaryota; Metazoa; Arthropoda; Insecta; Lepidoptera; Pieridae.